This is a messenger RNA of Prosopis cineraria, 4057 nucleotides long. Its product is annotated as MLP-like protein 43. The transcript has 2 exons. The coding region runs from base 3373 to 3834 and encodes 153 amino acids. Lineage: Eukaryota; Viridiplantae; Streptophyta; Magnoliopsida; Fabales; Fabaceae. The record is from RefSeq and is a predicted model, not a curated record. Gene Ontology annotation, biological process: defense response.
GUUUUUUACUGAAAUAUGUUAGUGGAAUGUCUCUUCUUUGAAUCCCAUUCAUGUAUAUAUCACACACGUUUCAGAUCCAUACACCAAAUUAUAUAUCUUAACUAUUCCCCCCUCAACAAAUGAUCAAUAAAAAGAAAUCAUAAACAAGCCAUUAGACAAUGUAAUAGAGCAACCAGAAAACUUCUCCAAGCAAUUCAACGAAAGAAUCGAUUAAAAGUGUCAAUACUCAAGUCUAGCAUAUAAGGACCGCCAUUGCACGCAGCAAACUUAACCAUGAUGAUUUGAGGUUACUAUUUCAUCACCCACCUUUGUAGCACUUCAACAACUCUUCUCUUCUUGUUUUUUCGUCCCUUCAAUUUUCUACCCCCUCCAUCUAAAAAGUACUCCUCUCUUUGGGCCUCUCCCUCCCCCUUUUAUAGGCACUAAUUAGGAUUUUUCUUCUUAAUGAUAGAAUCAAUCAUAACCAUACCAAAUCAAAUUAUUGAUAAUUUUCAUUUGACUUUUGCCUUAAUUAUUUCAUAUUUUUAUAUUUUAUCCUUAAUUAAAACAAAUUACAAUCAAGACGUAAUUAUUUCAAAUUAGAAUUUGAUUAAUUUGACUUGUCAAAUUUUUUGAUUUUCGUUUAAUUAAGUCAAAUUUAAUGGGAAUAUAAUUGAGGGGAUUUGAGUUCAAUAACAAAGGAAUAUUAUUAUUUUUUAAAUUACAAAAGCCCUUUUUAUUCUUUUAAUUUUAUUUAUUUUAUUUAUUAUAUUUUUAUUAAUUUUUAAUUUACAUUUGAAAGCUCAGAUAAAAUAUAGUAUUCACAAAUCUAAAUACCAGACAUCAUCCAAUCUUAUUAAAAUUAUAAAAACUAAAACACUAAAAAAAAUUAUAAAAAUUAAAAACAAAAUAUUAUGAAAUUAUGGGAACCAUUGAUUUUAUAUUUUCUAAAAUAUUUUUCCCUCAAAUUUAAGUUCUAGGUGCCAGGAUCCAACAAAUUAAAUCAUUAAAGUUCAUUUUUACUCCCCCACUCCCCCCCCGCCCUCAACCCCCAAAAAAACAGAGAGAGAGAGAGGGGGGGGGGCGUCGAGCACGACCCCCUUUUGACCCUCGACGUGGCAGGAAUACAAGAAACUAUGACGAGCUCACUUUCGACCCCAAGCACACUUAGUGCCAGCUCCACCUCCCCCUACAAGACCACCAAAUUCUGCUUCGCCGAACAAGGCAACGCCUUUCAUAAUUUCUUUUUUGUAUUCUAUUGCUCUUAGGCCCUAAUGCGUUGUCUCUGAUAUAUGAUGUGUUGCUUACAGAUUUGACAACAUCUCAAGUGGUAAACUGGGGUGAGAUCGUUCCAAUUCAAUGCGCUAGCUCACGUAGUAAUAACAAUGGUAGGUUCGACAGCUCUCGCAUCAGAACCAAAUGCAGAAGUAUUUUCAUGGCUAAAAUCUCUUCCUCUCGCUUGAGAGUACCCCUAGCUUGGCUGAGUUCCAAGAUCCCAUUUCAUACACUUCUAAGAUCGAAAAAGAAGCUUCCAGGUAUGGAAUCUACAAAAUUGUCCCCCCUGCCGCCUUCUUCUGAAAAGACAGCAUUUGCGAAUCUUAAUCGCAAUGAAACCAUGUCGUGUCCAAGGAUACUCUCGAGAGAGAGAGAGAGAGAGAGAGAGAGAGAGAGAGAGUGAUCACGGUGAAUUUCAUUGCCAGAAGUUAAAUUGAGAUACUCGGGUAGGUCAUUUUGGAGAAAGUAAGACUUGGGGUCAUGGGAGCCAUCAAUUUCUGGGUUUUUUAGCAUCACUGCAUCGUCUCUUUGGUGCACUGAAAGUUCCUAAAUCAUUCAUUACGCAAGGCGCAAAGUGAAACCAAAAUAUAUGCUCGAAAAGUAAGGUUUUCUACUUUUUCCGGAACCAACGUUGUAAUUAACUAAUUAUUUAUAAAUUUCAUCAUGACUGGUCCCAUGUUUUUGCAAGAUAAGUACAGUGAACCUGGGUUGAAAAACAAAAGGAACCUCGAAAGAACAACUAAAGGUGGUGUGUCUUUACUAGAAGACAAAAAUUUAAGGUGAGGUCUUUACUAGAUUCAAAGCUUGAAACAAAGGCUGGUGAAAAUAAGAUUGUAUUGGAGCUGAAAACAGAGAUAGUGACGAAUCUGAAUUGAGAGAAGAACUGACGACUUGAUAGUUCGAAUGGCAAUGAAGACCUGAGUGUUCAAACAGAGUGAAUCGCAACCGAGUAAAGUGAAGGAAGAAGUGAAGACUGGACGUGAAUGGGAGAUUGCGGACAACUGUUGAAUGAGCCAAGUCAGAUUGUUAUGGGCCCCAGGGCAUAACGCAUCACCAAAAAACAGGAUACUUAACGACUUACAGAAUGUGAUUUUUGCUUCUUAAAAAAUUAGUUCAUGGGUAUAAUUGUCCCUAGGUGUCCAGUACUUUUUAAAAAAAUUUAAAGAUAAAAAUGAACAUUAAUCAUAAAUUAAAUAAUUUCAUAACUUCAUAAUUAAACAUAUCACUCUAUAUUUUUUUAUAUCUAUUAUAAUUUAUUUUCAUAUUUUGCUUUAGUUCAUAUAUAAGCGGAGUAGUUGUAUAUAUGGUAAUGAGAACGAAUCCACUGAACUUAUAAUCUGUUUGAGAUACAGAGAAGUUGCACUUAAUGUGUUCCUUUUCUUGUAAUUUCUAAAAACUUCCUAUUCCUAAUUAGUUUCUUAUACAGAUGAAGUUGUGAUGUCCAAAUUCGGAGGGUCUAUACCCAUAGUUUCAUCACUGAAUUAGUUUCUCUCGGAUCAUACUAUUAAUUAGUUGGAACUUGUAGUAAGCUGUGUAAUCAUGAACAUUGAAAAUUAUCGAUGAAUAACUGCUCCCUCCUAUAUUGUUUGCUUGGAGGAGGAGUUUUAGGAUCCUUUUUAUAAGAGACACUAUGUAUAUUCAUUAUCUAUUAAAUUUUUUUCUUUUUAUCCUAUUCUUCUUUUUUUGGGCCAAAUACCCUUAUUCAAUGCUAGUGUAGGAAAGUAACAAGUUUUUUUUAAUAAAAAUGUAUUUAAUAUGAAUAAAGUUAAAAAUUUAUUUAAAUUUUAAACAAAUUAAAAUUACUGAAUGCUAAGGUUUUUUUUUUAUUUCAAUUAAAAUAUUGUAGGUGACUUGACGGGCUUUACCAUAGAAUUUUAAAUUUUAAUUCUACUAUAUAUUUUUAAAGUUUGAAUUUAAGAUCACUGGUUAUUAAGAUACAUAAAACAACUUACCCAUUGAUCGGCGGGGGGUAGUGGGUAGAUAAUCUUCAACUAACCCCGCAAUAUUCAAAAUUCCUAUUUAAGGGACAUGGAGUAACACCGAUAUCCCCAACCAUUUGUCUUCUCACAUUACAAGUUUUAUUUUCUGAGCAAUCUAACUAGAAAGAGAGAGCUAGAGAUGUCUGUGGCGAGUAGCCUGGAGGCUGAUGUUGAACUCAAGACUUCAGCUUUGAAGUUUCUUGAAAUAUUCUCGACCAGAAUAUACGAGCUUGUCACUGUGUCACCAGACACUGUACAAAGCCUUGAAAUUGUUGAAGGUGAAUGGGGCACUGUAGGCUUCGUCUUCCUCGCUCACUAUACCCUGGAUGGGAAAGCCCAGGUGGUUAAGGAGGUGGUGGAAAGUAUAAACAUAACAGAGCUAUCAAUCACAUUCAAAGUGAUGGAGGGAGAUCUGUUGGAGAUAUACAAUAGCUUCAAGUUUGUUUUGAAAGUGACUGCGAAUGUUUUGUCGGGAAGCGUUUUGCAUUUGACCUUGGAAUAUGAGAAGCCGAGCACAGACACUCCAGACCCAACCUCCUUGCUGGAAGCUGUUAUUCAAUUGUCCAAAGACGUCGACGCUUAUGUUGGCAACCUCAUCUAGCCAUUCAUUAAUUAUUUGACGUUGCUUUCUUGCUUAUUGUCAGCUUUGCCCUGCCUGAUCAAGUUUGUGUGUCCAAUAAAAUUUUACUUCGUCAGCUCCUCAUAUCGACGAUGCGUGUAUCUUUGGUAUUGUGCUCUUUAGGAAGAACAAUCAAAUAAUUCAAAGAAUUAUGCGUGACUCUAUAUUCUGAAUGAUUUUUCAAAUUUAUUUUAAUUUAAUUUCA